UGCAAACCUCUUCAUUACACUGUCAUCAUGAGUCAUCAACGCUGUACACAGAUGGCUGUCACGAUCUGGACUCUUGGCUUUUUUCAUGCCUUGCUGCAUGCCAUUAUGACCUCACGUUUAAACUUCUGUGGUUCUAAUCAUAUUGACCAUUUCUAUUGUGACAUUAAGCCAUUGCUAGAUGUGGCCUGUGGGAGCACCGAGCUCAACCAGUGGCUGCUCAAUGUUGUCACAGGGACAAUUGCCAUAGGCUCAUUCUCUCUAACACUUCUCUCCUAUUUCUACAUUAUCACCUAUCUCUGCUACAAGACCCGUUCUUGCAGCAUGCUUCACAAGGCACUGUCCACUUGUGCAUCACACUUUAUGGUAGUUAUUCUUUUUUAUGUUCCUGCUGCCUUCACUUAUACUCGUCCUACUUCAGGAAGCACCAUGGACCAGGACUGGAUCGUUGCUAUCAUGUACACUGUGGUCACCCCUGUUCUAAAUCCACUGAUCUAUACUUUGAGAAACAAGGAGGUCAAAGAGGCAUUGAGUAGGAUAAUCAGAAAAAGACACUGA
Molecule: messenger RNA, 555 nt
Organism: Condylura cristata (star-nosed mole)
Lineage: Eukaryota; Metazoa; Chordata; Mammalia; Eulipotyphla; Talpidae
Product: olfactory receptor 12D2-like
Exons: 1
Biological process (GO): G protein-coupled receptor signaling pathway
Cellular component (GO): membrane
Molecular function (GO): olfactory receptor activity
Source: RefSeq, a predicted model, not a curated record